This is a messenger RNA of Suillus paluster, 747 nucleotides long. RefSeq lists its product as uncharacterized. NCBI's taxonomy places the organism in Eukaryota, Fungi, Basidiomycota, Agaricomycetes, Boletales, Suillaceae. The transcript has 2 exons. The record is from RefSeq and is a predicted model, not a curated record. The coding region runs from base 26 to 475 and encodes 149 amino acids.
AACCAAUAACCAUCAUCAUAAUACAAUGCGCAUGACCAGGGACAGCUUGCUUCACGCUGCUAAAUCUUUAUGCAUGGAUUUCGCAUCCAAGAAAGAUCCAGAUACUCUCAUAACGCACUUCUCUACAACACAUCAGUGCGUAGCAGCAUAUGAACAUGGUUUACCCAUUCUUGCCCCAUUUCUGGGUCGUCACUUCGUCGGACGUGACGGAGUACGAGAUUACUUCAAGAUCAUAGCCUCUACUUUGAGCUUUGAGAAGAUGGAGUUUUCAGAGUACAUCGUCGAUCCAGAAGUCCAGAAAGUUUCGGUAAAAGGUCGAGCAAGAUUCACCUGGUUGAGCACAAAGCAGAGCUGGGACGAGAUAUUUACAUAUGUGCUAGACUUUGACGAUGAUUGCAAGGUUACAGAUUAUCAGGUUUGGGCAGAUACAGGCGCUGCAUACCUUGCCAGCAGAGGUCAGUCGGGCAUGAGUUAGGCCUUGCAUUUCACAUGUCACACCUGCCGCAUGCUUCCAUGGGAUUUAACAUGUGCAACAGCGCGUGCACUUGAAGACUUCCGAUUGGCUUGAAUACCUAGCCUACACCUUUUUUGCCUGGUGUCACCUACACCACUCCUGCAGAAUCGAGAUUCAGUUACCAGCCAGUACUAUGUGGUCCCAGGUCUUAUCAUUCCCUUCUAAGCUCUCUCACUUUGUUUCCAUUUUCACUGUUCUAAAACCUGGUAUUGCUGCAGUCUGCAGAACAGCCA